Drosophila melanogaster (fruit fly) is the source of this 453-nucleotide messenger RNA. RefSeq names its product Growth-blocking peptide 1 (gene Gbp1). The transcript has a single exon. The record is from RefSeq and is marked reviewed. The coding region runs from base 48 to 404 and encodes 118 amino acids. NCBI's taxonomy places the organism in Eukaryota, Metazoa, Arthropoda, Insecta, Diptera, Drosophilidae.
AGUCAUCGAAGCUUCAUCGUAGCAAACGAGCGUGCAUCUCGGAGAUAAUGUUGAUACGUAUUAAUCCAUUGGUGCUGUGCAUCCUACCGCUGGUCUUCCUCCUCACCGAGGCGAGAACACGGCCCAGUGGUAACGAUCGCAUCGUUUUUCCAAAGGAUGACGACGAUACCAGCUCGAGAUUCACAUACUCGACCACAACGACAACUGAGGAACCCGCAUCCACAAUAGCACUCCGUUUGGAAAGUACAAACAGCACAGAACAGAUCACCAGCGGAUCGGAGGAGCUGGUUAAUGAAAACACCACUGUGCUGCCAGUUAUAGACAACCGAAUAUUGCUGGAGACGACCCAAAAAUGUAAGCCUGGCUUUGAGCUGUUCGGAAAACGAUGCAGAAAGCCGGCGUAAUCUGUAGUCGCUAAGAUUGAUGUUAGCCAAUAAAGUGAUAUUUGUGUAG